Messenger RNA from Arxiozyma heterogenica, 1920 nucleotides. RefSeq names its product RNA-processing protein REF2 (gene REF2). Lineage: Eukaryota; Fungi; Ascomycota; Saccharomycetes; Saccharomycetales; Saccharomycetaceae. The transcript has a single exon. The record is from RefSeq and is a predicted model, not a curated record. Bases 1 to 1920 code for a protein of 639 amino acids.
AUGUCGGUAAAUUCUCCCAUCCCACAAAUGAUAAAUAUAUCAAAUACAUUAUCUGCUAACACCAUUCAACAGAUAAGAUCAGAUCUGUCAAAAUGGCAGACAAUAAUACAUCAUCAAAGAGUUGCCAGUUCUGACUCCAAAUCAACCCCCCUCCUGUUGACAAUAAAUGAUUAUGAAAGAAUUUUAAGUCAUUUAAACUCCUUGAUUUAUGCAAAGAGACAAUUCAUCUUAGAUAAUCUCUUAAUUAAUGAUCCGCAAGAUUCUAAUUAUAAAUCGGUUACUGAUGCUGAUAGAAACCUAUAUAACGGUUUAUUAAACAUGUAUAAAGAUUAUAUUAUUGAAUUGGAGCAACUGAAAGUUACCUUUAACUAUCAAAAUAAUAUACAGCAACAAUCUAUUGAACCUGUCCAACAGCAGCAACAGCAACAGCAACAGCAACAAGAGGUUAAACCAAGUGAAAGAAUUAUUGACCAUAUUAAUAAAGUUUUACCUACUGAACUAGCAAAGGUCAGAAAGGAGUUUAUAGAUAAAUUGAUUAAAGAUAAUGAAUUAAGAGAGUCUUUAAAACCAACCCAAGAUUCUAAUCCAAAUGAGGACCUUUUAUUAUCCGGAAUAAUCAAACUAUGUAAUCUAGAUAUCAAUAAUAAAGAUAAUAUUAUCACAUAUUUGAAGUUUUUGAAGCUUUUAGGUUAUUCAAAAGAUCUAUUAAGAGAAAGACUACCGUCUGCGUUGACUAAACCUAAACUUAAACAGAAGAUAAAGCAGCCACAAGUGUCGACAAGUGUGACUAAAUCAAUCAAAAAUCCAUCUGCUCCUUCUUCUUCUUCUUCCUCUACUCCAGCAACAGUAAAAACCAAGCAGACAAAGAAGAAAAUUUCUAAACCAGAUAUAUAUAUUGCUGACUCAACUAAUAAGAAUACCGUUGUUAAUAUUACUAAUAAUAAUAGUGAUAGUAAUAAUAAUGAUAUUAAUGAUAAUCAGACAGUUUCUGAUUCUAAUAAAAUAACUAGAGAUAAUGAAAUUAACGAUUAUGAUUCUACUACCGCUGAGAAAAUAACCACUGGUACUGAUAUUGGUAUAAAUAAAAAGAAAAUAUCAUUUUCCAAAUAUUUACAAAAGGAUGAAAAUGAUAAGGAACAACAACAUACAUCAUUAAAAAGAUCUAUUAGUGGUGAUAAUAAUGUGAUACAAGAAGACCAUUUCACCAUUAAGAAAAGAAAAAUUACAAUUCCAUCUAAUGAUAUCAUUACCUCAUCUAAUACCAUUGAAGCUAAACCACCCACCUUAAAAUCUAACUCAUCAAUAAAAUUGACGUCAAUCUUGAAAUCUUCAUCAACAGAUAAUAAUGAUACUCCUGAAAGAAGGCUGAAAAAUAAAAACAGUAAGCUUAGAUUCAUGGAUGAUAAAGAUCUUGUGAGAGUCUAUGGUGAUGAUUUACCACAAGAAGGUUUAAAAGUUACACCAAAUGAUUUAAAGAAAAUUUUAAGGCCCUUCAUUGAAGGUGAACCAAGUGAAAAAUUGUAUCUUGACACUGUUAACACGUCUUUGUCUUCCAUGGGUCAAUCUAUCCAGGUGGUUCCAUUAAAUUUAAACAACAUUAAAUCCGGUAUCGAGAAUAAUGAUAUAGUGGAGACUAGAGGUGGUCCAAUUAAAUGUGAUACAAUGGUACCCCUAUUGUAUAGGAACGAGUUUUGUAACUUUAGUAAAGAUUUAAAGAAAUUCAUACCAAAGGAACCAAUAAUCACUAACGAGGAUAUUGAAGCGUUAAAUAAUCCAGAACUGAAUAAACCAAUAAUUGCUAGACCAUUUGGUAAGAACAAAUUAUUAUUAAGAAAUGAUAGAGGUGGGUUGCCAUAUAAGCCAGUUCCUGAAGUAACCAAAAAUUAUUAUCCAAUAAGGUAUUCUUCUUACAAAAAAUAA